AUGUUAUUGAAAAUUGUAUUUGUAAGUGUUUUAGGCCUAGUUAUUGCAGAAAAAGUGCGAUAUGAUAAUUUUGCGCUUUACAAAAUAUAUCCCAACACCAAAGAACAUGUAGAGUUUUUGAAGGAUUUGUACGAAGAGUCAGAUGGGUUAGAUUUUUGGAUACCGCCUGUGAGAGUGGGUGAAUAUGUAAAUGUCGUUUCGUCUCCGGAGAGGCAGAUGGAGUUUGAGCAUUCGAUGAAAAAGAGGAGCCUUAACUAUGACGUCAUGCUGCAAGAUAUACAGCAAGCCCUUGACGAUCAAAUAAUGUUUCGAAAGAAACGUGAUACCAGACGAGAAAUGUUUUGGACAAACUACCAGACUUUGGAAGACAUAUACAACUGGUUUUACUAUUUAGCUGAGACUCAUAGUGAUAUCGUUUCUAUUAUUCAGGCAGGCACUUCUUUUGAAGGUAGAAACAUAACUGGUGUCAAGAUAGCGAGAAACUCUGGAAGGAAGAUAUUCUUGAUAGAAGGAGGCCAAAUCGCUGCUGAUUGGUUGUCUCCAACAGUCAUUACCUACUUGGUGGAUCAGUUAGUAAGGGGCGAAGACCCUGAAGCUUUAGCUGCUUCCCGCGACUACGAAUGGCAUAUCUUCCCCAUGAUCAAUCCCGAUGGACACGAGUAUACUAAUAAUGCUAUUCGGCUGUGGAGGAAGAAUCGUCGGCCGAUCUCUGGAUCAGCAGUUGGUGUUGAUCUUACAAAGAACUGGAAUUCACAGUGGGGAGCGAUGGGGGGAAGCUUCAGCGCAGUAGACCAAACCUUUGUUGGCUUGGGACCGUUCUCUGAACCGGAGACUCGGUCAUUCUCUAGUUACAUAGAGAGUAUUAGUUCAAACCUGGUGGGCAUGCUGUCGUUCAGAGGUUAUGGUCAGAGAUUCAUACUUCCUUUUGCGCAUACCAGUGACCCUAUGUACAAUUACCAGGAUAUGAUAAAAAUUGGAAGAAGAGCUAUGGGUUCUCUUGCUGUUAAAUAUGAUACGCAGUACAGAGUAGGCGUCUCCAGAGAUGUUUUUGAUGGCGCCACUGGUAUGUUGGCUGAUUGGGUGAAGUUCCGAUUUAAUCCACCUAUCGUAGCGACGUAUGCGCUUAGAGAUACCGGCACUUGGGGUUACACUCUCCCAAUAAAACAAGUGCUACCAUCUUGCGAGGAAACAUUCGAUUCAAUUAUGGCUGUAAUUCGCGAAGCUAAACUUAUUAAUGUAUUGCACCUAGUAAUAAUUCUAUUAUUCCUUUUACCAUUUGGAAGCCAAACAGAAACGGAGCUAACUGAUCUUGAAUCGUUAAAUACAGCAGAACAACUUAAUUUGAUGUUUUCAGACGCUCCUGGUUUGGUAUCCGCAAAAUUUCGCUACGAUGGCUACACGCUGUACAAAAUACUACCGGAGAAUGACAAACACAUUAAUUUACUCCAAGAACUGCAAAACGACACGAGAUACGAUUUCUGGACAGAACCGGCGCCUGGAUCGGAGUUCGUGAAUGUCAUGUCUAGUCCUGGACAUAAGAACGAAUUUGAAGAUUUGCUGAAUAGAAAUGGCGUGAAAUUUACAAUUUCUAUGACUAACGUGCAAGAAGCCAUUGAUAAAGAAAAUAUUGGAACAUACGUGAGCCGGGAUCUGCGGUCUAUGAGAUGGGACACAUAUUACACUCUUGGACAAAUUAAUACCUGGCUAGACGAUCUAGUAGCAAGGCAUUCUAAUGUAGCAUCCAUCAUCGUGGGAGGUCAAUCUUAUGAAGGCAGACCCAUUAGGGGAGUCAAAAUUUCCCACGGGUCAGGAAAAAGGGCAAUUUUUAUUGAAAGUGGUAUACAUGCUAGAGAAUGGAUUACUAUGGCAACUACUAACUAUAUAAUUGAUCAGUUGUUGAGAAGCACUAACACAGAGGUUAGAGGGAUCGCUAGAGAAUUUGAUUGGUAUAUCUUCCCAGUAACUAAUCCGGAUGGUUACGUAUGGAGCCAUGAUUAUGCUCGAACAUGGCGUAAAAAUAGAAGACCUAUUGGUACAGAAUUUGGAGUAGACUUGAAUAGAAACUGGAACAGCAAUUGGUUAGCUCAUGGAUCCAGUACUAACCCUGCCUUAGAUAAUUAUGCAGGGCCAGGGCCUUUUUCUGAAAUAGAAACACGUACACUAUCUGAAUACAUCCGAUCGUUAAGUGACAAAAUAGAUUUGUAUCUCUCAAUGCAUUCCUUCAGUCAGCUACUCCUUGUGCCUUUUGGAAAUUCGACGCAAGCUUACGGGAACUACCACGACGCUGUUAAUAUCGGCAGACGUGCCAUGGGAGCGUUAUCCGUUAGAUAUGGAACCCAGUACACCACAGGAAGUAUUGCUGAAGCUAUAUACUUAGCCACAGGCGGCAGCAUUGACUGGGUGAAAUCUGCUCUUAAUAUACCUCUGGUCUACUGCUACGAGUUCAGGGAUAGAGGACAGUAUGGUUUUCUGCUUCCAGGUAACCAAAUUAUACCAAACAGCGAAGAAGUAUUGGAUUCCAUAGUAGAUUUGAUCUUCCAAGCAAAACGGUUUCAAUAUCUGAACAAUUCAAACAGGGUCUUGUCUUUUAUGGGAGCGUGUCUAAAACUUAGGACGCACUACGUUGAUCUGGUGGUGAUCGUUAGAGCGUCUGAAGCAAUGGCGUAUCUUCGUAAAUUGGAAAUUCAAUGGAGCUAA
Messenger RNA from Leptosia nina, 2697 nucleotides. Lineage: Eukaryota; Metazoa; Arthropoda; Insecta; Lepidoptera; Pieridae. The record is from the annotation of a GenBank genome assembly.